This is a messenger RNA of Stylophora pistillata, 1965 nucleotides long. RefSeq names its product glutamine synthetase. Gene Ontology annotation, molecular function: glutamine synthetase activity. Lineage: Eukaryota; Metazoa; Cnidaria; Anthozoa; Scleractinia; Pocilloporidae. The record is from RefSeq and is a predicted model, not a curated record. Gene Ontology annotation, cellular component: cytoplasm.
GACAUAGGUAAUUUGCAUCGCUGUGGGAAGUGUGGUACUGACGACGAUUGUUUACGACAACAGAAAGUCUUUCUCCAAGAGUAACACGAUGGAUGAGAAAAGUAAUAACCCUAUACUUGCCAAGUACAUGUCUCUUGAUCAAGGUGAUAGCAUUCAAGCCAUGUACAUCUGGGUGGACGGAACCGGCGAGCAUCUCCGCUGCAAAACGCGAACUGUAAGCGAGGAACCAACUAAACCUGAAGAUCUUCCCAUUUGGAAUUUUGAUGGCUCCAGUACAAACCAGGCCGAAGGUUCGAACAGUGAUGUGUAUCUUCAUCCUGUGGCCUUAUUUAGAGAUCCAUUCAGGAGAGGAAAGAACAAACUGGUUCUCUGUGAGACGUAUCGAUUCGACCACAAGCCAACAACAACAAAUACGAGAAAAAGCUGCGUUGACGCUAUGAGUCUCGACCUUGUAAAGGAAGCUGCUCCGUGGUUUGGUAUUGAACAAGAAUACACACUGUUAGACAUGGAUGGACACCCUCUAGGCUGGCCAAAGGGAGGUUUUCCAGGACCACAGGGACCCUAUUAUUGUGCUGUCGGUACAGGAAAGGUUUUCGGCCGAGAUGUUGUGGAAGCUCAUUACCGAGCUUGUUUGUAUGCCGGAGUAAAGAUUGCAGGAACUAAUGCUGAGGUCAUGCCUGCACAGUGGGAAUACCAGGUGGGUCCGUGUGAAGGAAUUCAAAUGGGUGACCACCUUUGGAUGUCAAGAUUUCUGUUGCAUCGUGUUGCUGAAGAUUUUGGAACCACAGUCACUUUUGACCCCAAACCUGUGCCAGGGGACUGGAAUGGGGCAGGAGCUCAUACAAACUACAGUACUGAGCCAAUGAGAAAAGAAGGAGGAAUGAAGUAUAUCUAUGAGGCCAUUGAAAGGCUUUCAAGCAGACAUGACUACCACAUUCGGAUGUACGACCCCAAUGAAGGUGAAGAUAACAAAAGACUUUUGACUGGUCUCCAUGAGACAUCAUCAAUUGAGAACUUCUCUCAUGGAGUGGCUAAUCGAGGUGCUAGUGUGCGUAUCCCUCGUCACUGUGCUGAAGAUGGAAAAGGCUACCUUGAAGACCGAAGACCCUCAUCAAACUGUGAUCCAUACCAGGUCACUGAAGCCAUUGUUAGAACAACAAUCUUGCUUGAAAAGGUAUAAUGCAUUUUGUGGAACAAUGUUUAGUUUAAAAUUUGUUUGUUUCAGCUAUCACAAUGACACUUUUUUUAAUUGUAAAUGUGAAAGAGUCCAUGAUGUGCAUUGCGAAUCAUAAAAGCAAGCAACCAUAUAAUUUACUUGAAAAUGCCUAGAGGCCCACAACAUUAACUAAAUGAAAUGUGAAUUAGAUGAACAGCAAGUUGAAACAUGAAAACCUUAUGCUUUCACAUUGUAGUUCUAUCAAUUGUGGUUCUGAUUGGUUACAAAACACACCAUGUAUGAAAUGAAUAUUUAAAACACAUGCUUCUGUGAUUUGCUGACCAAAAGUGUUUGUGAUUAUUUAAUCUCAUUACAAACAAUGUUUAUUUAAUUGAGAACUUAAUAUAUAGUGCCCACAGAGAUUUUUAUAUUGACAUGGUGAAUUAACAUCAAGCAGUAUAGGUUACUGGAAGGUAAUUUUUUUACUGUGAAACUAAUGAAAAAAUGAACAAAUAAACCAGGUAUUGGAGCAGUUAAGAAAGACAAGCCAAUCUGCAUGAUAAAAAUUAAAAAAAACAAUCAUUGGUUAUUAGUUUGGGAUUUGGUUGGGUGUCCUGAUCUCCAAUGCCAUUGGUCAUAUUGGAGUAUUAUGUUGUUGUGAGUUUGACAGUAGUUGUUAAAUUGAUUCUUGCAAAAGGGUCUACAGUAUCAAUGGCUGCUUAACUUCUGAAUCACUAACUAUUCAUUUUCUCUAGGUUUAAAUUUUUUAUUCAUGAUUGUUUUGAAAAUAAAGGUGGUUUAUCAUUGCA